AUGGCCAAGCUGAAGCGCCCCGUGCUGCAGCUCUACGCGCAGUGUCUGCGGUCUGCGCGUCGAUGUCCGCAGUGGGAGCAGCGCGAGAUGAUGAAGACGUACGUGCGGAUGAAGUUCCGCUGCGAGGUCAACACGCAGGACCCCGACCGCGUGCAGAUGCUCCUGGCGGACGGCCGGGAAGAGCUCGAGCGCAUGAAUUACUACCACUCCGUCUACGAAGCGAAACAGCAGCAGGCGACGAGUGCCAACGCAAGCGCUGAUGCAGGUGCGAAGGAGAGCUCACGGCCGUCCAGUUGUGUGCAGUGUCGGACGGCGUAUCCGUCCCGUGAGGCUAAUUUCUGCGCCAACUGCGGCACCAAGAGACCCGACAGCUCGUGA
This is a messenger RNA of Hyaloperonospora brassicae, 378 nucleotides long. The record is from the annotation of a GenBank genome assembly. Lineage: Eukaryota; Oomycota; Peronosporomycetes; Peronosporales; Peronosporaceae.